Molecule: messenger RNA, 1248 nt
Organism: Elaeis guineensis (African oil palm)
Lineage: Eukaryota; Viridiplantae; Streptophyta; Magnoliopsida; Arecales; Arecaceae
Product: CASP-like protein 5B3
Cellular component (GO): membrane
Source: RefSeq, a predicted model, not a curated record
UUUUCCAGACGAGUCCCCCCCAUCAUUACUCGUGACGAGGUAAGGUAAAAAGAAUCAUCGAUGAUGUCUCUAGCAGCACAGUCACAUAUGAUGAUGGAACUCGGAGGAGAAAAUAAUAAUUAAAAAAAAAAAAAAGAGAGGAAAGGAACGGGAACGGCGUAUAGAAUAUUCCUUCUUUAUUCGUUCCCGACCCAAGCAAACAUAACCUGAGACAUUUCGCCCUUCAGCAGGUACUGAAAUCCCCCAGUCGCUCUCCUCCGCCGUCAGAAAUCUUAGGAACCGGCCGGUUACCGUUCGGAUUGAAGAAAUUGAUUUAGGGUUUGAAGAAAAUUCAGAGAAAAGAGAUCCACCAUCGGCUGGAAGAGAUCUAGGGUUCUGUGGGGAUUUAGUUAGGGUUCUUUUUAAGGCGGAGGGAGAGGAGGUGAGGGAAGAGAUGAAGGUGGUGGUGGGGAGCCCGGGUACUUGGAGCGGGCUACUGCUGAGGACCGGGCAGUGCGUCUUCGCGGGGGCUUCCAUUGGGGUGAUGCUCUCGGCCUUUGGAUUCUCCAACUACACUGCUUUCUGCUACUUGAUUGCUUCUAUGGGACUACAAGCAUUGUGGAGCUUGGGACUUGCAUGUCUUGAUAUCUAUGCUUUAAGGAUUAGAAGAGAUCUGCAUAACCCUGUGCUAGUAAGCUUGUUCGUGGUUGGUGACUGGGUAACAGCAACUCUAUCACUGGCCGCAGCAUGCUCUUCAGCAGGUGUGACCGUUUUGUUUGUGAGGGAUGUGGACUUCUGCAGAAGGUGAUUUUCAUGAAUCUGAGGAGGUUUUCACAAAUUUUCCCUUCCUGAAAAAGGUGGGCUUUGGGAUAGAUGACAUAACAAGAUUUAGUGGAGAUCUCAAAUUUUAUGCGCGACGCAUCCUCAGUAUUGUCAUAUGGAAAUUCUCAUUUCAACCCUAUAGUUCCAAAUGGGAUAGGCAGAUAAAUCAUAAAAUAUUAGCAGAUGAGCAUGUGUAAUGCACAUUUUAAAACCAUUCAAAAUAAGAUAAUGAAAAUUAUUGGUUCUGUUACCGAUGUUAUUAAUUUGUUUGUAUUAUCUAAUAUAUAACUAAAGAUGAUCUUAAAAAAUUAAUUAAAAAGUCAAUAGAUGAUGCAACAUAAAUAUGAAUGAGAUAUGGAAAUGUAGAAGAUGUUCACAAAAUCUAGCAAGGACUUAACAUACGGCAUAAUUUAAAAAUGAAAAUGCAGAGCAAAAUUUGCAAAACCA